AUGGCGGCUCUUCUCGAGAUCUGGUUGGGGCGGCACCAAGGUUUUGAGGACCUUAAUGAGGCUCUCAUCACCCUCAUACCUAAGCGUGAUGGAGCCAUUGACCACAAGGACUUCCGCCCCAUCAGCCUGGUUCACAGCUUUGCGCGGCUGUUGACUAAGGUCUUGGCAAGACGCCUGGCACCGGAGAUGCUGCAGCUUGUUGGCCCGCACCAGACGGCUUUCAUCCGUGGGAGGUGCAUCCACGAUAAUUUCCUCCUGGUCAAAGAGUCGGCCAAGCUUCUGCAUAGGAAGCGAAUCCCUUCCUUGCUCCUCAAGGUUGACACGGCGAAGGCGUUCGAUUCCAUCUCUUGGCCUUUUCUGCUUAGUGUCCUGAGACAGCGGGGAUUCGGGACAAGGUGGCUUGGUUGGAUUAAGCUCCUGCUGCGCACCGCCUCUACGAGUGUGCUCAUCAACGGAGUCGUCGGCGACGCGUUCCGGCAUGGUCGAGGGCUGCGACGGGGAGACCCAAUCUCGCCUUUGCUUUUCGUCAUCGCCAUGGAGGUGCUCCCGUCCCUUUUUUCUACCGCGGUGCGGGCAGGGCUGUUGUCGGAUCUUGCUGCGGUGGGCCUCAGGCACCGCAUCUCCCUCUACACCGACGACGUGGUGGUGUUCGCCAAGCCUGGCAGCCGCGAGCUCGCGACUAUUUGGGGGGGGGGGGAAGUACUGGAGUUGUCGGCGACGCUGCCUUGCCCCAUCUCUCACCUCCCGUGCACCUACCUCGGUCUUCCCCUGUCGCUGCGGAAGCCACGGAAGGAGGACCUCAAGGCGGUCCUUGAUAAGCUGGCGGCCAAGCUGCCGUAUUGGAAGGCCAGGCUCAUGUCGCGGGAGGGGCAUGCCGUCUACGUGCAGGCGAAGACGGAGGCUACCAAGCCAUGGGCUGGCCUGAACCUACACGUUGGUCCGGACUCCUGGGCCCUCUUCAAUGCGUCUGUGGAGGUCGUUGUGGGCAACGGUAGGGCUUCCCUCUUCUGGGAGGAUCCCUGGCUGGCCGGCCUCACCGCUGGGGCCAUCGCGCCCGCGCUGAUGAAGCUCGUCAAGCCGGCGUUCCGCAAACGGCGAUCUAUCCGGGAGGGCCUCGAAAACAACGCGUGGGUGCUCGAUAUCGCCAGCGAGCUAUCAGUGGACGCCACGGUGCAGUACCUACGGCUAUGGGAUGCGGUACACGCGGUGGCUAUUGUCUGCGACGAAAGCUUCGGUAGUGAUGUCUUCAGAUGGAAGUGGAGCGGAGAUGGUUCUUUCUCCUCUCGCUCUGCCUACAGGAUGCUCUUCCAUGGCACCAUCGGGCUCACGGCGGCGCCCUUGAUCUGGGCUUCCUUCGCACCACUCAAGCACCGGUUCCAUGCUUGGCUUGCGCUAAGACGACGGUGUUGGCUGACCGGCGGCUCAGACGGGGCCUCCCAUCCCACAUCUUGUGCCUGCUCUGCGACGUCGCCGACGAGACUAUCGACCAUAUCUCCCUGCACUGCAGCUAUGCGCAGGGCAUAUGGCGAGGGUUAG
Messenger RNA from Lolium perenne, 1536 nucleotides. RefSeq lists its product as uncharacterized. The record is from RefSeq and is a predicted model, not a curated record. Lineage: Eukaryota; Viridiplantae; Streptophyta; Magnoliopsida; Poales; Poaceae.